AUGCCGCCAUUCUCUAGUAUUCUGCCAGUUUUAGCUGAAGAAAUUCCGAUGAUCGUCACACCAGAAGAUGGAAUCGGAAAGGCGAAGCACGUCGAUCACGAUAAGGAAAGUCAGAAUACCGAUCGAGAAAGAGCACAAACGAUUCAGAGGACGAAAGGACUAUCAGCAACCGCUGGGCUAGUGAAUUUCAUAUGUGGCAUGAUCGGACCCGGAUGCUUUGCAUUAGCGCUAUCAUUCAAACAAGCGGGUCUUUGGGCGGGAUUCGUGCUAGUCUUCAUUAUCGGCGGCUUGAGUCUCUUCUCAAUGAGCAAAAUUGUCAAAUGCUCACAAUAUUUGGCAAAGCUAAAUGGAGAUCAAAAACUCGACUACGGGCAAAUGGCAGCAGCGGCAAUGCAGAACAGCUACCCAUGGGCGCGAAGGCAUGGAAACCUGGCAAAGAUUUUCGUUAAUAUCUGCUCAGUGUCAUUUCAAUUAGGAGUCAUUUCAGUGUUUCUCGUAUUCUCCGCCGAUCACAUUAUCGAGAUCUACGAAUUCAUUGCAAAGAAGCCCAUUGGAAUAUCAAAGGAACUCAUCAUUCUGAUCUUCUUUGUUCCCCAAAUGGCCCUAAAUCUUAUUAAUCACAUCCGCCUUAUUACAAUUGUCAGUUUGCUUGGAAAUGUUAUCAUUUUCGGCGCCAUCGCCUUAAUCACCAAGGAGCUGUUCACGCAUUCAUGGUAUCCGAUAUCCGAGCUGCCAGCUAUCACAAGUAUCGAAGGCAUCUCAUUGGCCUCUGGAGCUCUUGUAUACUCAUUUGAAGGUCAAGCAAUGGUUCUUCCAUUGGAAAAUUCAUUGCGGCAUCCUCAAGAUAUGAUCGGCUUCACCGGGGUCUUAUCAACAGCGAUGAACCUUGUCACCCUUCUUUACGCAUUCCUCGGCUUCUUCGGUUAUCUCACAUUCGGCGAUGCUGUUCAAGGAAGUAUUACAUUGAACCUGCCGAAUAAUGUUUUGAGCGUCGUCGUCAAAUGCCUUCUCGUUCUGAAAAUGUUCUUGGGUAGCGCGAUUCAACUCUACGCCGUCGUUCACAUGCUACUGCCAACAUUAGAGCAUCGCGUUCCCGAUGAGAAGCCGAUUCUUAAGAGAUCGUUGCCAUACAUUCUACGAGUCAUUCUUAUGAUCAUUCCACUGGGAAUCAGUCUAGCGAUUCCGAACCUCAUGCAAAUCAUUCCACUGGUCGGAAUCACAUCGGGAAUCAUGAUCUCUCUCAUCAUUCCAUCGAUUGUCGACACGCUCGUCUUCUUGCCACUUUACGCGAAACAAGGAAAACGGAGGGAUUAUUGGAUUAAGCUGAUUAUCAACUUGACACUCUUCGUUCUUGGAUGGUUCUUCCUCGGCUGCGGACUUUAUUCGAGCAUUGAUGACAUUGUCCACAUCGGUACCUUGAUAGAUUCGAUGGCUGCCCGCCAAGAAGCUUUUCUGCUGCCGUCGGGAUUCGUGCAGGCGAUUUCGGUGUCGUCGAGUCCCGAUCGGACAAAUUUGAUACCCAAAGAGGUGAACUUCACCGAGGUCAACUUUCGACAAUUUUGA
This is a messenger RNA of Caenorhabditis bovis, 1563 nucleotides long. The record is from the annotation of a GenBank genome assembly. Lineage: Eukaryota; Metazoa; Nematoda; Chromadorea; Rhabditida; Rhabditidae.